UGCUUGCCCGAGGCCUUGCUGCUCCGGUCAACUAUUGCAGUGUUUAAAUAAUUCUUCUAAAACUUCAAACGUUUGUGAAAAUGAUAUGGAACGUAUCGUGUCAGAGACUUUGUCUUCUAUAUUGGCAAAAGGUCUGCUUUGUGGGUGUCGACAGCCUUGCACUUCUCAAACUUCGGGAUUCGACCCACAACUUCUUAUUACACAACUUACCUGUGCAGCAAAGAAGGCUAUUGAAUUUUUAACAACGUCUAUGGGUUCUGUAGGAGCCGGUCUUAUCAAUUCUUGUAAUUCUCAAAACUGUUCCCCUUGCAAUACUGGAACAUCUUGUUUGUCAACUACCCAAUCAUGCUGUGCUGCAUCACACUCUUGUGAUCUUUCAAGUACACUCUCCAAGUGCAUUCAAAAAUCUUUAACAUCUGCACUUUUAUCGGCUUCUGAUCAUGGAUGUUACACUAAUCACCCGCUUAAUCUGGGCUACGACCACCUAAUAAAGAGUGUUGUACAAGAAACUCUAAAUUCUUUAAAGCCAGCUGGUUUGACUUCUUCGGUUUCUCAACCUUUGCCAAACCAUCAGUGUUGCAAUCAUGGUCAUUUCGCCUCGAUCUGUUCGUGCGGUCCGAAUUGCAAGUGUGGUAACGCGUCCUCCUGUUUCCGUCAGUGCAAAACUUCCAAAAUUUGUAAAUGCGGGUCAUACCAGUGCCCCUGUUCCUCUCGAUGCAAAUGCAGUAGUGUUAAAAACGAAAAUUGUAACUGUGGUUCGUCUUGUUGCUGCAAUAGCAAAUAUAACAGUCGCCAUAUGAAAACGCAAGACGUCUAUAAAGGCUGCCCUUCUUCAUUACCUUCACAAGGCUCGCGCAAUUGCUCAACUGGAAAUAAUUUGGAUUCAUAUAACUUAUCGGAUUUGUGUAGAAACAUCGCUACCGAAAUAUUAGCUAAUCUCUCAUCAGCCGCUAAUAAACGAAGUGAUUGUCAGUGCCGUGUUCAUAAUUUUCAUUGCAGUUCUGGUUGUAUCAGUCAUAAAUGUCGCUCUGCAAAAGGAUUUUCUUGCCUAGAUUCCUGUAAACCUUUAAAGCAGUGCGGCUGUUGCUCUAAUAGAAGUACUCCUUCCUGCAAUUCUAAGAUAGCUACUUCCACUUGCUGUGAUCUUCCUGCUGAAACUUCUUAUAAAUCUCAAUGUAGUUCUCCUUCCGAGAAUUAUAAAAAGCAAAUAAUUGAAGCGGUUUGUAAAGCUCUUCAAGGUAUGAACUUAUCCUCCUUCUCCAAUUGCGGUUCGUCUUGUAAUCAGCGUAGAGUUGAUUGUGUUACUGUUCCCAUUUCUGAAGAGAAUGAAAAGAAUUCAUUUUGCUCCAACGGUUUAGCCGAAAAAAAAAAUCUGGAGCCUCGAAACGGAUUGGUGCACAAACAUACCAAUAAACGAUGUCCGGCUUGCCAUAAAACACAGAAAUCUGAAGUGGCGGCGUGCCCCACUCACGUCUGUCCUCCGGGCGAGUUGAAUGGCGUUCUUAAGCAUACAAAUUUAAAUGGCUUGCUUAAAAAUGCUUUAUGCGGCCUUUUAAAUAGUACUGUGACAAGCCAUGCAUGCUGUAUUUCUCCAAACAAGCGAACGAAGUGCUUUGAGACUACAGAUUGUACACCACUGGAUUCACCGUCUAUUAAAAAUAUGAGCGUAAAGCAACUAAAAAUUUCGCUAGCAAAAUUAGGCGUAGUUUUUAACCACUGCCGCUCUAAAGAUGAGUUAGCCCACUUGCUUAAAUGCAAGCUUAAUCAGCCGCAAGAAGAGAGUACCGCGGAAGUGAAUUUACAAGUAGAACCAGCUUUACCUCUUGAUGAAGCUUGCGAGGAACUUGAAGCAUCGGCUCCAACGCUGGAAGAUGAAGAUACUAGCGAGCGGAGUAGCAAUGCUUUACCUAUUCUACCCGCUGGAGAAUUAAGUUCUGAGCAAACGCCUGCAUCUUCACUUCCUGGAGUCACUAUGGCCGGUGACGAUGUAGCUCCAUUGGAUUCCAGCCCUUUAUCUAAAAACACGUGUCUUGACUUUCCUAUAGUCCCAACAACUCUUAAAUGUUCUGCAUGUAAUCGCGUUUUUAAUCCUGGUUCAGAAAAGCAGAAAGUAAAACUUUCAUGCGGGCAUUUUAUACACGAAAAGUGCGCACGCACUUUCCCUACUAAUAUAAAUUGUUCCUUAUGCAGAAAUACUGAGAAAACGCCGGAAUUGGGGGUAGACUGAUUCAGCUUGAAAGCACGGAAGUUAUAUUUGUCUUCUAC
Molecule: messenger RNA, 2265 nt
Organism: Zophobas morio
Lineage: Eukaryota; Metazoa; Arthropoda; Insecta; Coleoptera; Tenebrionidae
Exons: 8
Coding region: 86-2227 (713 amino acids)
Source: RefSeq, a predicted model, not a curated record